Hyaena hyaena (striped hyena) is the source of this 2719-nucleotide messenger RNA. RefSeq names its product zinc finger protein 510 (gene ZNF510). The record is from RefSeq and is a predicted model, not a curated record. The transcript is spliced from 6 exons. Gene Ontology annotation, biological process: regulation of DNA-templated transcription. Gene Ontology annotation, molecular function: RNA polymerase II cis-regulatory region sequence-specific DNA binding; DNA-binding transcription factor activity, RNA polymerase II-specific. Lineage: Eukaryota; Metazoa; Chordata; Mammalia; Carnivora; Hyaenidae.
GAAAGAAAGAAAAUGGGCUCGGAAGAGUGAAAUUACAGACCACAGGUCAAAAAGGCCUAAUCUCAAUGUCUCUGGAACAAAACAGCUCUUGUGUGUCAGGCAGGAGAGGAGCCUUGGGGACAGGGGUCGCACCUGGAAGAAGAGUUUAUCUGACAGGGACCAUCCUCACAGAAGCUUCAGAACAGAUGCAGAAGAGCCCAGAAAGGAGUGGGUCCUAAUUUGUUACACCAGAAGCAUUUUGUAAUUACCUUGUCCAGAAAGAGCCAGACUUGGUGGUAUCACCACACCCAGAAGCCAUCACAGAGUGCAUGACAGUGGAAACUGGACCAGCUUGCAGAAGCUUAUCCUUCACAGUUCUCUGUACUCUCCCAACAACUGCAGAAAAUGAACACAGCUCAGGCAUCAGUGUCAUUCAAGGAUGUGACUGUGGAAUUCACCCAGGAGGAGUGGCAGCAAAUGGGUCCUAUUCAGAGGACCCUGUAUAGAGAUGUGAUGCUGGAGAACUACAACAACCUGGUUUCAGUGGGCAACUGCAUUUCCAAACCAGCAGUAAUCUUCAAAUUGGAGCAAGGAGAGGAGCCUUGGUUCUUAGAGGAAGAAUUCUCAAACCAGAGCCACCGAGAAGACUACAGAGAUGAUGACCUGAUCAAGAGGAACAAGAAAAUCAAAGACAACCACUUUCAGAAAGUAAUAUCCAUCGAUAAUAAACCAUUGACUGGGAAGGAAGAGGAAAUUUUGGGAAAACAGUUUAAUCUGCACGUAGCUCCUAUUUCAACAAAAAUGUCCUGUAAAUAUGACUCAUGGGGAGUAAACUUGCAAAAUAUUCCCCAAUUUAUCAUUAAUAAUAGAAGCCAUUCAACAAAAAAAUCAGAUUGCUGUAGUGUAUGUGAAAAUUUUUCUUUCAAAAUUAAGUUUGAGAGAACUCAUACUGGAGAGAAGUUAUAUGAAUAUAAUAGAAGUGGGGAAGCUGUCAGUUGUAAGGAAAAUUUUCCUGAGAGUCAAAAGUGUCAAACAUUGGAGCAAGCUUUUAAAUAUAAUGAAGUUGGAAAAACCAUCUAUGAUGAGGCUGCCUGUGUUACUCAUAAGAAUAUUCACACAAGAGAAGAAUCCUAUCAAAAUGAAUUUAGGAGAAAAAAUGAAAAACCAACAGUCUUUAACUAUAAAAGAACUGAGACAGGAGUGAAACACCCUCAUCUUAACCACAGGGGGAAAUCUUUCUGUGAGAAGCCAGCUAUUAAGGAAUACAAUAAAUUCAACAUGUCUCUGAAACAUGAUGAAUGUAAUGCAGAUGGGAAUAAUUUCAACAGGAAGUCAUACUUUACUCAACCUUGGAGAACUGUCACAGAAGAGAACCCAUUAGUAUGUAAUAACAGAACACAAACUGGGGGUAAAUCCUUUGACUCUCUUGAAGAUAAGAAAUCCUACCAGAUAUCAGUCCACAAAGUAUGCCAGCGAAGUCACUCUGAGGUUAAACCCUAUAAAUGUAAUGAAUGUGGUAAAUCUUUCCUUCAAAAAGGACACCUCAUUCAGCAUCAGAGAACUCACACAGGAGAGAAACCAUUUGAAUGUAAUGAAUGUGGGAAAACCUUCUCCCAGAAGUCACACCUCAGUACACAUCAGAGAAUUCACACAGCAGAGAAACCCUAUAAGUGUAAUGAAUGUGGGAAAACAUUUGUCCAGAAGUCAACCCUCAGGGGACAUCAGAGAAUUCAUACAGGAGAGAAACCUUAUAAAUGUAGUGAAUGUGGGAAAACUUUUGUUCAAAAGUCAACCCUCAGAGAUCAUCACAGAAUUCACACAGGAGAGAAAUCCUUUCAGUGUAAUGAAUGUGGGAAAACUUUUGGUCAGAAAUCAAACCUCAGAAUACAUCAGAGAACGCAUAGUGGUGAGAAAACAUAUCAGUGUAACGAAUGUGAAAAAUCAUUCUGGCGAAAAGACCAUCUCAUUCAACAUCAGAAAACACACACAGGAGAGAAACCUUUUAAAUGUAAUGUAUGUGGGAAAACUUUUGCUCGUACAUCGACCCUUAGAGUGCAUCAGAGAAUUCAUACUGGGGAGAAACCAUUUAGAUGUAAUGAAUGUGGGAAAAAAUUUGUCCGGAAGGCAAUUCUUAGUGAUCAUCAGAGAAUUCAUACAGGGGAGAAACCUUUUCAGUGUAAUAAGUGUGGGAAACCUUUUGGCCAGAAAUCAAACCUCAGAAUACAUCAGAGAAUUCACAGUGGUGAGAAAUCUUAUGAAUGUAAUGAAUUUGGAAAAUUGUGUAAGAAGUCAACACUGAAUAUUUGCCAGAGAAUUCCGGGAGGGGAGAAAUCCUGCUGAUAAAAUAACUGUGGAAAAUCGUUGUGGCUGAAAGACCAAGCCAUUUGACUCCAGAAAAUCCACACAGGAGAGGAACCACAUACAUCUGAAUGUAGGAAGACUUUUAUCCAAAACGCAACCUUGAAUGUUUAUCAGAGAAUGCACACAGGCUGAUACUUCUUUCAAAGGACUAUGGAAAGCUCUCUUGAAAGAAGCCAUGCCUUGUAGAUAACUCACACAGAAUUGUCUGGUCUCCCUUUCUUCCAAGUAGGGCUUUGGGACUGGCUGGUGGACCAUGGAUGUUCAUGUUGUAUGCCACAUCCAGUUCUGACAAACUACUGGGAUGCUGUCAGAAUAAAACAGAGAUGACCCAGGACAACCUUGGGUAUCACGCUUCAACAUGGCACAGCUUUUUAUAAGA